This is a messenger RNA of Phragmites australis (common reed), 2060 nucleotides long. Its product is annotated as peptide-N4-(N-acetyl-beta-glucosaminyl)asparagine amidase A-like. Gene Ontology annotation, cellular component: vacuole. The record is from RefSeq and is a predicted model, not a curated record. NCBI's taxonomy places the organism in Eukaryota, Viridiplantae, Streptophyta, Magnoliopsida, Poales, Poaceae. The transcript has a single exon. Bases 54 to 1904 code for a protein of 616 amino acids.
UUGUGCAGCUCCGCUACCGUUCCACCGUCCCUCUCGUGGCCACCGCUGCAACCAUGGAGCCAACCACCGCCGCCUCGUCCCUCGUCCUCCUCCUCAUCGCUCUCCUCGUCCCCUCCGCGACGGCCGGGGUGCCGCACAGGCACCGCCUCGGUGCGUCCUACCACCUCGCCCCCCUCAACGCGUCGGAGCCGCCGACCACCUUCUUCGAGGUGGACCGCCCGAUCCGCCCUCCGCGCGGCAGCGCGGGCCCCUGCUCCACGCAGCUCCUCUCCAGCUCCUUCGGCGCAACCUACGGAAGGCCCCCCGCCACCGCCGUAUAUGCGCCGCCCGCCUGCCUCGGCGCCGCGCGGGCCCGCGGCGGGGAACUCGCGCUCGCCGUGCUCGAGUGGAGCGCCGACUGCCGUGGCCGCCAGUUUGACCGCAUCUUCGGCAUCUGGCUAUCCGGCGCCGAGCUCCUCCGCAGCUGCACCGCCGAGCCGCGGCCCAACGGCAUCCUCUGGUCCGUGUCCCGCGACGUCACCAGGUACGCCGCCCUCCUUGCGCAGCCCGGGGAGAUCGCGGUGUACCUCGGGAACCUCGUGGACAAAACCUACACCGGCAUCUACCACGCCAACCUCACACUCCACCUCUACUUCCACGCCGCGCCGCCGCCGCCGCCGCAGCAGCACCAGGAGCAACAUGCCGAUCUGAUCGUGCCCAUCUCUAGAAGCUUACCUUUGAACGACGGGCAGUGGUUCGCCAUCCAGAAUGCCACCGAUGUGCAGUCCAAGAAGCUCGCCAUUCCGUCAAACACCUACCGGGCGGUCCUUGAGGUUUUCGUUUCAUUCCACUCCGACGACGAGUUCUGGUAUACAAACCCGCCCAACGAGUACAUUCAGGCGAAUAACUUGUCCAACGUCCCCGGAAAUGGCGCAUUCCGGGAGGUCAUUGUUAGGGUGGAUGGUGAUGUCGUCGGUGCUGUUUGGCCAUUCACUGUAAUCUACACCGGUGGUGUCAACCCACUUCUCUGGCGGCCAAUCACCGGCAUUGGCUCAUUCAAUCUUCCGACAUAUGACAUUGACAUCACUCCAUUCUUGGGCAAGCUCCUGGACAGCAGGGAGCAUGAUUUUGGGUUUGGCGUGACAAAUGCGCUUGAUGUGUGGUACAUCGAUGCCAAUUUGCAUCUGUGGUUGGAUCACAGCAGUGAGAAGACAACUGGGAGCUUGAUCAGCUAUGAUACAUCUGGACUAGACCUCAACGUGAACUCAGAAUUCAGUGGGUUGGAUGGCAAGUUUGUGACGAGCGCAAAUCGGCAAGUCUCUGCCACCGGAUGGGUGAAAUCGUCAUACGGGGAGGUCACCACAACCUUCUACCAGAGAUUUGGAUAUGAAAACAGCAAUGUGUAUAGAAAGAACGGCACGGUGCAAAUUGUGAACCAAACGAUUGAUGCAAAGUCUGGCGUUUUUGCCAAGGAUGAUUCCGCUGUGCUGCUCUCUGAGGAAGUUCAUGAGGUUUUCCCGCUGUAUGUUUAUACUGGAACCGCAGACAAAGUGGGUGAUGAGUACUCAUUGGUUUCGUUAGUCAAAUUGGGUAUCAAUGAGAAGAGGACCUCUGGUGGAAAACUUGGUUUCUUCUACAGCUCUCUGCGGAAUGCACAGUCGGCACACGGCAGUAUGAGGGUGAAGAAGAAUUUGGUGGUUAGUGGAUUGGGGAAGACCCAUCAGGUGUAUAAGUAUGUGGGUACUGAUGGAUGCUACUCCAGGGAUGUGAGCAGCAGGAAUUACACUGUACUAUUUGACCACUCUGAUGAUUCUUGCUCAAAGGGAGCAUAUAGCGGGGCCAAAUUUUCCUCCACGAAGUUGAACAAUCAACCAGCAAGAAGAAAGUUGUUGGUGAACAAACUGCACAGCACGGGCAAGGUCUAAAUUGUUCCAUGAUUCAGUUUUCUUUGUUUCUUCAAUAAAGACUGCUUAGGUAGCUCAUGCUUCAGAAAGUAGGUAAGAAGCUUGGAAAUGUCUUUUUUUGUGAACACGCCACUUCAAAGUUCAAAUGCAGUGUGCUACAUGUUAUUGUCAGCGGUA